CAUUUAUUCUACUAAACAUCACGAGCCGAUUUUCACAAAACAAAUAAUGCGAAGUUCUGUAUAAAUAAAAAUCAAAUGAAGUAGAAGAAAAUGUAAAUUAAAUUUAAAUAUGUAAACUUUAAUAUUUGGAGUGUUUAAAUCACCUUAAAUGUAUUAAAAUAAUUGUAUUUUUAAAUACAAGACGGGUGAUAAAAUCAGAUGGCAUGCAAAUAUGGUUUUUGAAGAUACUGAAACAGUUUUAAGCUUUAACAUAAGUCAUUUAAUGUAAAAAAACUUUAAACAAAUCCACGCGUUUAUAAAACAAGAAACACAUAACCAUAUGCAUUCGAAAAAUGUGUGUGAAGGAAAACUACCCUCAGCAGAUUUAGACUGCAAUGAUUAACUGGCCUGUGUUUUAACAUUUCCGUGUUUACAUCGACACAGCUGAAAAGUUUAUUUAUGCAUCGAAGUUAUGAAUCAAAAGUGAGUGACAGUAAGAGUCCAUGUACUGACACCAGCAGCAAUAUGCGGGAGUGUAGCCUACAGGAUCACAACAAAACUCUGAACUCUGAGCCGGUUCAACUGCAGCCAUUCAUACAUCAGGUUGGAGGUCACAGCUGUGUGCUAAGGUUCAAUGAGACGACCCUGUGCAAGCCUCUCAUCACCAGAGAACAUGUCUUCUAUGAGUCUGUGCCUGCAGAACUCAAGGAAUUCAUACCAGACUACAGAGGCACAAUAGAGGUGGGCCUUCACAAAGAUGACUAUGGUCAAAUAACAUUCAUUGGCUACGUGAAUGGGGGUCAGCGUAUUGGUCAGACCCUCCAUCGGUCGUCUCCCAAGCUGUACCAGCGCGGCACCUCCCCGAACUCCAGUGAGAGUGAGAGUGAUGCCUCACACAGCCCUGUACCGGUGAAGAAAAAGAAACCAGCAAUAGCCACUGAUAAUGCUGCAUUUAGCCCUAUACAACAGCCAGGUGUUGAUAACAGCCCUCCGCCAGGUAUCAUGUUCCAUUCCCCUGACCCCAAGGGAAGUCAGACGGCAGCUGGCUGCAACCCAUGGAGUGUCCACUCUCACAAGCGUCAACUGGCCGCAAUGAAGAAGGAAAAUACGGAGUCUAACUUGCAGAAGUUCAUCCUGCUUGAGAAUGUAGCAGCCAAGUUCAAGUACCCAUGCAUCCUGGACCUCAAGAUGGGAACACGGCAGCACGGAGACGACGCGCCCGAGUCCAAGAAGAUCAGCCAGACUCGCAAGUGUCAGAUAACUACCUCCAGCGCAGUCGGUCUGCGUCUUAUUGGAAUGCAGGUGUAUCAGUCCACAUCAGGGCAAUAUGUCUGUCAGAACAAAUACUUUGGGAGGAAAUUGACUGUCGAAGGUUUUAAGGACGUCUUGGAAUCAUUUUUAUUUGACGGCAGAAAAAUGCGUGUUGAACUACUUCCACCAAUAUUGAGCAGACUAAGAAACCUGUGUCAAAUAGUUGAAAAACAAGACUCAUUUCGAUUCUACUCUAGUUCUCUACUUAUAAUGUAUGGUGGAAUAGAGUGGUCUAAAUCUGACAAUGAUGAAGACCCUUUACAGUCUUCAGCGAAUUGUGAAGCUGCCUCAGACUGUAAGGGGCAACCACCAUGUCAGUGUGAAAGCGAUGUGGUUGACAUACGCAUGAUUGACUUUGCUCACUCGACCCACAGAGGCUUUCAUGAGGACACCGCACACAGCGGAGUGGAUCAGGGAUAUCUGUUCGGGGUGAGAAAUCUCAUAGAGAUCUUCAACAACAUUCAACACAAAUAUUCAGUGCCGCAAAAUAAACAUGACUGACAGUUUAUAGAUAAAAUAAGCAUUUAUGUUUAAAUACUGGUAAUCACUCUUUCUGGUUUACAAUGGUGUGAUUUCAGUUUGAGUUUUGUGUCACAAAUAGUUCUUGAAUGGAUUGAUGAAAUUUGAGGAUAUUUGGUGGACAAAGAAAUGGGGGAAGGGUAUUUUCCUCUCCUGAGGUGUUACCUAAUUCAAGGUCCCGGGAAAUGUUUGUGAUAUAUGAUGCGUUGAGAUUUAGAAUGUACUUUUUAGCGAGACUGUUUUUCGGAGAAAACCCGAGCUAUUGUUAUAGUCAGCUCGCCGUCCGACGUCCGCCAUAGGCAUCGUGCUUAAACCUUAACAUUGGCCAUAACUUUUUAAAUAUUGAAGAUAGCACCAUGAUAUUUGGCAUGCAUGUGUAUCUCAUGGAGCUGCACAUUUUAAGCGGUAAAAUUUCAAGAUGAACAUCAUCCUUCAAGGUCUAGGGUGCAAAAAACAAAGUCAAGGGAAGUAAUAAGCUUUAAAUGGACAUAGUUAUCUGACCUGCCCACGUAUAUAUUUUUGUUAAAUAAAUCAAAGCAGCGCAGUAGGGGGCAUUGUGUUUCUGACAAACACAUUGUGGUAAAAGGUCAAGGUCAUCCUUUACGGUCUACGGUAAAAAAUACAGAUUUAAGGAAAGUAACAAGCUUUAAAAAGGGAGAAAAUUAUUCAAUAUUGAACAUAGCCACUUUAUAUAUUUGGCAUGCAUGUGUAACUCAUGGAGCUGCACAUUUUGAGUGGUCUACAGUCACGGUAGUGGCUUUUAAUUAUUUGCUACUAAAAAUAGAGAUUGGUUACAGACAAUUAUUUUCAAGGGAAGUAAUUUAUAUAAUUAUAAAUCUCAUAUUAUAUAUUUCCUAUCCAAGAAUUGAAGUUCUUUUCACAGUUACUGUACAGAUUUAUUAUUUUGAUUAUUUAUAAUCCAAAUGAUUGAUUUGUCAAGGUUUUUUUUUAAAUGAUAUAAUUAUAAUUUCUUUGAUGUUCAUUACAUACCUGCAGACUUAUGUCCAUAGAUGCAUGAUCAUAUCUGGCUAUGAUCUCUUUUUGUGUAUUAUAUAUUUCACAAGAUACCGGGACAUACACGCACGCUUACACGCGCACACAAAAAACACACGCGCACACACACACGCAUACACACACACACACGCACGCACGCACGCACACACACUCAUGCGCGAAAGUGAGCAUAUACUUGUUAACAAUCUCAUUUCAUCAACAAGAAGGCGUACAAACUACACUUUUUUAUUUUUUUGGUGAAAAAUCAGUGUUACACACACACACACACAGUAAAACACACCAAUGCAUGGCUACAUGCAAGCAACCACGCUCUCUCGAAUACAAACGAAUUACCAAUUUUAUUCUUUUUGUUCAAAAGAAUUUUCAACAUGUUUGGUUGUUGUAUCUAAUGUAUGUUUAAUGUAGUUCUGUUGUUUUUUCUCUGUCCCUUUAGAUGUUUUAUAUAUUUUCACAAAACACCGGGACAUAUACGCGCGCCUACACACGCACAAAAAUCACACACACGCACACUCACGCACACUCACGCACACACACACGCCCGCGCACACAAACACCCACACGCACACACACACGCACACCCGCACACACACAUACACACACGCAUGAACGUACACACACACACACACACGCGCGCAUGAAUGUACAUACACACACACACACACACAUGCACGAACCUGCGCAUAUACUUAUUAACAAUCACAUUAUAUCAACGAGCAGGCGUACAAACUAAACAUAUUUAUUACUUGAGAUUACGGCAUAGGAAACAAAAACACGUACUGUUUAAAUAGGCAAACGCCACGCAAACAUUGUUGUUGUUUUUGCAUGCCAGUGUUUUUUGUGUUUGCGUUGUUCUGUGUGCUGUUUUUCUUUCUCUUAAGCAUUUUUUUACUUGUGUAAUGAUAGUGUUUGUUACACAAUAUAUAUAUUUUUUUUUUUUUGGCGGAACCCUUUCUUCCUAUUUGUCAUUGUAAACAGUUUUUUUUAUCAUGGGUACCCGUUGCUUUUCGGGGUGUAAACAUAACUUUUUUUCUGCUCAUUUUUGUUUCCAUAUUUUGUUUGUAUGUAGAGACAUAUCUUAUCUUACAAUAGAAACUAACUGGAGAUGUUUUAAAUUUGAAACUAACUGGACAAGCACACACAAAUCAUCAUUUACAUCACCCUCCAUUAAAUGAUUAAAUUAUGUACAUUGAAUGUAAAAGGGCUAAACAAUAAAGACAAACGCAUAAAAAUCUUCAAAUGGUUAGACAAAAAAAAAUAUAGUAUAUGCCUUUUACAAGAAUGUCAUUUGACACCUACUUUAGCACAAACCUUAAAAGAUGAAUGGGACGGAGAAAUCUAUCUCAGUGGAAAACAUACUAAUAAACAAGGCAUUGCCUUUCUUAUAAAAAAUAAUAUAGGGAUCACAGUCAAUAACUUUAACGAAAUAAUAAUUGGCAGACAAGCAAGUAUAGAUAUCAAAAUACACGAAACAGAAUUAACAUUAAUUAAUGUUUACGGCCCUAACAUAGAUGAUUCCACAUUCUACGAAACAUUACAAUCCUUUAUAAUUAAUAACCAAGAUAAAAACAUCAUAGUCGGUGGUGAUUUUAAUACUGUUCUUAACCCAUUAUUAGACAAAAAGAGUGGAAACCUUUAUACUCAUCCUAAAAAUAGAAACAUUUUAAAUAACAUAAUUGAAAACUACAAUAUGAUAGACAUCUGGCGUACUAUAAAUCCAAACGAAAGCAAAUUCACCUGGCACUCAAACACAAAACCAACAAUAUUUUGUAGAUUAGACUAUUUUUUAAUAUCUGAAUCUCUUUGCAACAUUAUUGACACAUGUAACAUAAAACCAGGAUUUAUGACUGACCACUCUCUAGUUGAACUUAAACUGCACAAUAUACUUCCUGAAAGAGGCCCAGGAUACUUUAAAAUUAACAAUAGCAUCUUAUUAGAUACACAAUAUCAAACACAAAUAAAACAGGAAAUAUUAAAUACAGUUCAAAAUAAUAAAGAUGCAAACCCAAACACCUUAUGGGAAGUAAUUAAAGGAAAUAUACGUAACACAACAAUUAGAUACACAUCAUUUAAACAAAAAGAAACACACAAACUUGAAACUGAAACCAUCAAAACCAUUGAAACACUUGAAAAACAAUUGCAUCAAACAAACACAAAUGAUACCACCGACAUUGAAAAUGAAAUAACAUUAAAAAAACAAAUAUUAGAUGGAAUCUAUCAUACACAUCUCAAUGGAAUAAUACUAAGAGCGCGUGCACAGCAUGUUGAACACAAUGAAAAAAAUACAAAAUAUUUCGCAAACAUUGAAAAACGUAGAAGUGAACAAAAAACUGUACACAAAUUAGUAGUCAAUGGCAAAGAUAUAACAAACAGAACUGAAAUACUAGAAGAAGAAACCCUCUAUAAACGAAAAAAUGUUGAAAAUAACACCCUUUUUAAAAAUACACAUCACGCUUUAAACCAAGAGGAAAAACAACUGUGCGACGGAUUGCUUAAUGAAUAUGAAUGUGGAUUAGCCCUAAAAGAAAUGCAAAAUAACAAAAGCCCAGGAUCUGAUGGCAUCACAAUCGAGUUUUAUAAAAUAUUCUGGAAUGAGAUAAAAACACAUCUAAUUAAUUCACUUAACUAUUCAUUUAACAACGAAAACUUAACUACGCUACAAAAACAAGGUAUUAUAUCGCUUAUUCCAAAACCUGGAAAAAACUUAGAAUCCUUAUCAAACUGGCGCCCGAUUAGUUUACUAAACAAUGAUUAUAAAAUUGCAACUAAAAGUAUAGCAAACAGAAUUUAAAAAAUAUUACCAUCAAUCAUUUCAAAAUCUCAAUCUGGUUUUAUAAAAGGACGUUACAUUGGUGAAAACGUUCGUCUUAUCCAAGAAUGCAUAAACUAUUUCAACAAUUCAAAUAAUCCUGGUCUAAUAUUCUUUGCAGACUUUGAAAAGGCAUUCGAUUCGCUUGAUCAUUCAUUUAUGUUCUCUUGCUUAGAAAAUAUGAACUUUGGUGAAAGUCUCAUUCAAUGGGUCAAACUAUUCUAUACCGAUAUUAACAGUAUAAUCAUUAACAAUGGCUUCUUUUCAAACAGUUUUAACAUCGAACGAGGGGUUCGACAAGGAUGUCCACUCUCAUCAUCGCUAUUUAUUAUUUGCAUCGAGUAUCUAUCACAUCAAAUCCAAUCAAAUAAACACAUAAAAGGCAUAUCACUAGAACCUGACGAAGAAAUCAAACAAUCCCUAUUUGCUGACGAUGCAACUUAUUUUUUAAACGACAAUUACGAUUCUUUCCAUAACCUAAUAGAGUCGCUAACCCUUUACGGAAUGACAUCGGGUCUUAAACUAAACAAAAGUAAAUGUACUGUGCUACGAGUAGGUAAAUUAAAACAAAGUACUGUUCAAUAUAAAAAAGAAAUGAAAUUUUAUUGGACAUCCGAUGAAGCCACAACGUUAGGCAUUACUUUCACAAAUAAUGAAAAGGAUACAGUUCUUAAAAACAUACUUCCUAAAUUACAGAAUUUUAAAAACUGCUUAAAAUCAUGGCAUCAUCGUAAACUUACACUAAUCGGAAAAAACACAGUAUUGAAAACGUUUGCACUUCCUAAAUUAAUAUAUGUAUUAACAGUUCUCCCAAAUCCACCAAACGAUGUAAUUAACGAUAUAAAAUCAGCAAUAUUUAAUUUCAUAUGGGACGGUAAGCCUGAUAAAAUAAAAAGAACUCGGUUAAUUCAAUCUGUAGAAAAUGGAGGUAUCCAAUUAACGAACAUUGACUCAUUCUUGAAUGCAAUCAAAUGCAGCUGGGUUAAAAGAUACCUAGAUAAUACCAAUACGAGUAAAUGGAAAUUAUUCUACCAAAAAAUCCUUAAAAAAUAUGGUGACUCCUUACUCUUUGAAUGUAACAUCAGCAAUACUAUCUUACAUGAAAUUGCAAACGAAAACAUAUUUCUGUCUGAUGUUCUAUCAGCGUGGAGUGAUGUCACUCAUAACUUAGAAACCCAAACCAGCAGUAAAACAAUUUUAUGGAACAAUAAAGACAUAACUUCAAACAAUAAUACGUUUUUCUAUAAAGAUUGGUUUGAACGAAGCAUUAAAUAUGUCGACCAAUUAUAUGACUACAGAAUUAAGGAUUUCUACUCUUUUGAUAAUAUAUGCUACAUAUAUGGAAUACCUUCAAAUAAUUUUCUGAAGUACUACACACUAAUCAAAAGCAUACCCAUACAUAUUAAAUCUGAAAUCAAUACAAAUAAUACACCAUGUACUCAAACAACAUUUGUAGAAAACAUACUUGGAAGAAAAAACAAAACAAAUAAAAUAUUUUACACACUACAAAUUAAAAACCCUACAGAAAACUCCAAAAUCCAAAAUAAAUGGCAAGACCUUUUUGUAGAAAAUGAACUUAAUUGGAAACACAUAUUUACCAUGCCAUAUAAAGCAACCAUUGAAAGCACACUGAGAAAUUUUCAAUAUAAAUACAUCCAUAGAAUUAUAGCUACAAAUAAAUA
Messenger RNA from Dreissena polymorpha, 7311 nucleotides. Its product is annotated as inositol hexakisphosphate kinase 2-like. Bases 439 to 1791 code for a protein of 450 amino acids. Gene Ontology annotation, biological process: inositol phosphate biosynthetic process; phosphatidylinositol phosphate biosynthetic process. The record is from RefSeq and is a predicted model, not a curated record. Gene Ontology annotation, cellular component: nucleus; cytoplasm. The transcript has 7 exons. Gene Ontology annotation, molecular function: inositol hexakisphosphate kinase activity. NCBI's taxonomy places the organism in Eukaryota, Metazoa, Mollusca, Bivalvia, Myida, Dreissenidae.